This is a messenger RNA of Rhododendron vialii, 2965 nucleotides long. Its product is annotated as leucine--tRNA ligase, chloroplastic/mitochondrial. Gene Ontology annotation, biological process: leucyl-tRNA aminoacylation. The transcript has 20 exons. The record is from RefSeq and is a predicted model, not a curated record. Gene Ontology annotation, cellular component: cytosol. Gene Ontology annotation, molecular function: aminoacyl-tRNA deacylase activity; ATP binding; leucine-tRNA ligase activity. Bases 45 to 2933 code for a protein of 962 amino acids. Lineage: Eukaryota; Viridiplantae; Streptophyta; Magnoliopsida; Ericales; Ericaceae.
AAUCCACUCCAAUCCCACUCCCAUCACUCAAUUCUUUCCCAACAAUGAACUUACAAGUACAAACUCGCUCCCAAAUCCACGCGACUCCGCAUCCUCCGUUCCGGGGCCGGCCGUUUCUCUGCUCCGCCCAGCGGCGCCCGUGUCGAAGGCUCGCUGCCGCCGCAAACGGUGGAGCAAAGUUUGGUCUCCGAGUCUGUGGCAGUUCGAGUAGUAGAGGUGAGGAAUUGAGCAAAGUGGAAGAGCAGACGAAGAGGAGGGCGUAUCCUUUUCACGAAAUUGAGCCGCGGUGGCAGCGGUAUUGGGAGGAGAACCACACUUUCCGUACACCCGAUGAUGAUAUCGAUACGUCUAAACCCAAGUUCUACGUUCUCGACAUGUUCCCUUACCCUAGUGGAGCUGGGCUACAUGUCGGUCAUCCUCUUGGAUAUACAGCCACAGAUAUUCUUGCUAGAUUGAAACGCAUGCAAGGUUUCAAUGUUUUGCACCCGAUGGGAUGGGAUGCUUUUGGAUUACCUGCUGAGCAAUAUGCAAUUGAGACAGGAACCCACCCGAAGCUCACAACUUUGAGAAACAUUGACCGCUUCCGCUCCCAGCUUAAGUCAUUAGGCUUCUCAUAUGACUGGGACCGGGAAAUUUCCACAACAGAACCAGAAUACUACAAAUGGACACAAUGGAUUUUUCUGCAGCUUUUAAAGAGAGGGCUAGCAUACCAGGCUGAAGUGCCCGUCAACUGGUGCCCUGCUCUUGGGACUGUCUUGGCAAAUGAAGAGGUGGUCGACGGUGUAAGUGAACGUGGGGGUCAUCCUGUAAUAAGAAAGCCGAUGCGGCAAUGGAUUCUCAGGAUUACUGCAUAUGCUGACCGUCUCCUUGAUGAUCUAGAUGAUCUUGAUUGGCCUGAAAGCAUUAAGGAAAUGCAAAGGAACUGGAUAGGGAGGUCAGAAGGGGCUGAGGUGGACUUCUUUGUUCUUGACACUGAUGGACAAAACAGAGACAUGAAAAUCACUGUGUACACAACCAGGCCGGAUACCAUAUUUGGAGCAACCUAUUUAGUGCUGGCACCCGAGCAUUGUUUGUUAUCAUCUAUAGUAUCUGAGAGCCAAAGCAAAGAUGUGGAGGAAUACAAAGAGCUUGCCUCUAGAAAGAGUGACCUUGAGAGGACAGAGCUUCAGAAGGAAAAAACUGGAGUCUUCAGUGGUGGUUACGCAAGAAAUCCAGCAAAUGGCGAGGCUAUCCCUAUUUGGAUUGCAGACUAUGUUUUAGGGAGCUAUGGUACAGGAGCAAUAAUGGCUGUUCCUGCACAUGACAUUCGCGAUCAUGAGUUCGCUGGGAAGUUUGAUAUUCCUAUUCGAUGGGUUGUGGUGCCAGAUGGUGGAGGUUCCGGUAAUUCUGAAAGACCUUUCUCAGGUGAGGGUAUUUGUGUAAAUUCAUCAAGUCCAAGGUCAGGGCUGGACAUUAAUGGCUUUCCUAGCAAAGAAGCUGCUUGCAAAGUCAUUGAGUGGGUGGAGAAGACGGGAAACGGGAAUAAAAAGGUGAAUUACAAGUUGAGGGACUGGCUUUUUGCUCGGCAACGCUAUUGGGGGGAGCCCAUCCCAGUUCUUUUCUUGAAGGACACUGGUGAGGGCGUUCCACUUCCUGAAAGUGAGCUUCCUCUUACCCUUCCUGAGCUGGAUGAUUUUACUCCCACUGGGACGGGGGAACCACCACUUUCAAAAGCAGUAUCAUGGGUAGAUACCAGGGAUGCCUUGUCUGGAAAGCCUGCUCUUCGAGAAACAAACACCAUGCCACAGUGGGCUGGUUCGUGCUGGUACUAUCUUCGAUUUAUGGACCCCAAAAAUUCUGAAGCAUUGGUUGAUAAGAUGAAAGAAAUGUAUUGGAGCCCUGUUGAUGUGUAUGUUGGUGGUGCUGAACAUGCUGUUCUUCACUUACUUUAUUCGAGGUUCUGGCACAAGGUUCUUUAUGACAUUGGUGUUGUAUCAACCAAAGAACCCUUUAAAUGUGUCAUAAACCAGGGUAUUAUUCUUGGGGAGGUUCAAUACAUGGCGUGGAGAGAUUCAGAUGGGAGUUUUGUAUCGGCAGACUUUGUUGAUGUGUCGAGAGAGCAUCAUCAAGAAAGAAUAUCUGAGGAAAACGUGAUGAAAUCUGGUGAUUCUUUUGUUCUGAAAGACAAUCCUGAUAUCCGCUUGAUUGCUCGGGCUCAUAAAAUGAGCAAAAGUAGGGGAAAUGUUGUGAAUCCUGAUGAUGUCGUUUCUGAGUAUGGUGCAGACUCUCUUCGUUUAUAUGAGAUGUUCAUGGGCCCACUUAGAGACUCAAAAGCUUGGAAUACUGGUGGUAUUGAGGGUGUUCAUCGAUUUUUGGGGAGAGUUUGGAGACUGAUAGUUGGUUCACCUUUACCUGAUGGGACAUUUAUAUAUGGAACUAUGGCAACUGACGAUAAGCCUUCAAGGGAACAACUUUGUUGUCUCCAUAAAUGUAUCAGUAAGGUCACGGAAGAGAUUGAAGGGACACGGUUCAACACUGGAAUUUCUGCUAUGAUGGAGUUCAUUAAUGCAGCAUAUAAGUGGGAUAAACUUCCAAGGGCAGCCAUCGAGCCAUUUGUCCUAUUGCUUUCACCAUAUUCUCCUCACAUGGCUGAGGAGCUUUGGUUUCGCUUGGGACAUUCAAAUUCCUUGGCAUAUGAGUCUUUUCCAAAGGCUGAUCCUGCUUACCUUAAGGAGUCCACAGUGGUCCUACCAGUUCAGAUCAAUGGGAAGACACGGGGUACCAUUCAAAUUGAAGAAGGAUGUACAGAAGACGACGCUUUCAAACUGGCUUCAAUGGACGAGAAAGUCUCCAAGUAUUUAGAUGGGAGAACUGUUAGAAAGAGAAUUUAUGUAUCUGGUAAAAUUCUAAAUGUUAUAUUGGAGCCCCAAAACGUCAAGGCAGCCAUUCAGUAGGGGCUUGUAUAAUUACAUGGCAUACCACGCAA